AUGCAGGCCUUAGACCCACUACCCUAUGGCGAAAGAUACGAAGCUAUUGCACCAGCAGUUUGUGAUAAGUUGAACGAUCAAUUCAGAUGGACGUCUUACUCGUUUAAUACCGAAAUUGACGCUUGCAGUAUUUACUGUAAGUUAGAAAACACAGAAGAUGAUGAUGCUGAUGGCAAAGACGACGACGACGAUGAUAAGAAUGAUUACAAACCAGUAUUCCUUUUGAGGUAUCCUUUCACCUUUUUGAUGGACAGGGUCAUCUGCUCAAGGAAUAAGGAGUUCUCCGUCUGUGAUUCUGGCAAGUGUAAUACAACCACUUUCUCGCCGCAAGAGAACAUCGUGGAUUUGAUGACACUCUACAGAGCCUUCUUCAUCACCGUUCCGGACCUGAACACACGGACGUCAAAUUUCUACGGAAUGAAAUGGAGAACGUGGAGCCUGAGGAAGGAUAGAUCCGUCACGUACGAAACCUUCUACAAAGCCAUCUACACCAAUCCCAAAUACAAUUCCGAGUUUAAACCAGACAUGGGAACCAGGUUUGAAAUCAAGAAUCUUCACGAAGCCGGCGAUUUCUCAAUUAGGACAAAUGUUAUAGGCGGCAUCGGUGAAGCUCAAACUUUGGCUGCCGACAACGAUGAAGACGAUUUUGCUAUUAAAGUUGUUCACUCUGGAAUUAAAGAAGUUAGUGGAAAGGAACAUUCAGUGUAUGAGAAUGAUGAAGCCGAUCAGAGUGAAGAAAACAGUGAAGGUGAAUAUGAGGAAGAGGAGGAAGAAGAGGAGUUUGCUGAAGAAGAGCAAGUAGACAAACCAGAAAGUGAACUUGUUCAGAAUGAAAAAAAAAAUGCAAAAAUUAAGCAAGAUGAAGUGAAAACUGCUGAAGCUAAGCAUAAAGAUGGCAAGCAAGAAAAAGUCGUUGUAGAAGCAGAAGAUGGUAGCAAAGAAGAACUACAUUAUGAAGAGUAUGAAGAGGAGGAGGGAGAAGAGCAGGAUGGAGAAGAAGAUGGAGAAGAAGAUGAAGAAAAGGAAAAGAAACUUGAAGUAAUCGUUGUGACCAAACCAGAAAAUUUAACUGCAGAAACUCAUGAAGACACAGAGGAAGAAGAAAUUGUGGCUAUUGAAGAAGAAACAGAAAUUAAAACAACUGAGAAAACCAAUAGCGCAAGUCAGGAAGCUGCUAGUAAAAUUGAAGUAAUCAGUGAAGAAAAAGAAAUUAUUUCAUCGUCGGAAGAAAUGGAAAAAAAUGAAGAUGAUGAAAAUGAAACACCUGAAGUGACUGCAGGAGAAAAAGAUGCCGAAAUAAAAAACAAAAUAAUUGUUGAAGCUGAAUAUGAAGAGGACGAUGAAAUAGAAACAAAAGAUGAAAUCAAAGAAAAAACGCCGAAAACAAAAGUUGAUGAAGAGUACGAGGGCGAAGAUGAAGAGGAAGAAGAUGGAGAAAUGGUGAAAAAAACGGAAGUGAAAGUCGUAGAAGAGAAACAUGAAAAAGAAGAUAAAAUUGAUGUAAAAAUAAAUGAAGAAACGCCAGAAAUAGCAAAAGAAGAAGAAGGAAAAGAAGAAGGAGAAGAAGAAGAAGAGUAUGAAAGUGAAGAUGAAAAAGAAGAAUUAGAAGAAAAAGAAGGAAAAAUUAAAGUAAUAAUUGGAGGAGGAGGAGAAGAAAUAAAAAAAAUGAAAGUAAGUGUUGAAGAAGAAAAAGUAGAAGUAAUUGUAGGAGGAAAAGAAGAAAAAGUAGAAAAAAUGGAUGUAAUAGCAGAAAAGGAAGAAGAGGAAGAAAAAAAAGAGGAAGAAGAAGAAAUGUCAGAAGUAGUAGAAGAAUCUGAAAAUAAAAUUAAGGACGAAAAAGAUGACAAAGUAGAAAUAGAAAAAGAAGCAAGAAGCGUAAAAAAGAUAAUGUCGGAAGAGAAGGAAAUUAUCGUUAAAGAUAUCAUCGAUGGUAGUGAAACAACUGACGGCGAUAUCGUAACUAGAGUGGAGAUCAAAUUUGCCGAAAGUGCUAAAAAGGAAGGCAUGGAUAAGACGGCAGACGUGAAAGAUUCAGCUGAAGAUCCGGAGGAUGAUUACGCCGAAGAGAAUGCAGCAGAAGAGGAAUACUACGACAGCGAGGAUGGCAAUAAAAAAGAUAAAACUGAUGCCGAUGACGACAACGAGAAAAAAAAUGAUGAAAAUCCAGACGAUGACGACGAGAAAUCUGCGGGAAGUGGAGAUGACAACAAGGAUGACGAAGAGGUAAAAAAGGAAGAUGAAGAUGACUACAAAGAGGAGGAAGAGGAAGAGAAAAAAGAUGAUGACAAAAAAACGGAUGAUGACGCAGCUGGAAAAACAGUAGCGGAUGACGACGAUGAGGAAGAAACUAAAAAAGAUGACGAGGAGGAUGAAGAAACUAAAAAAGAUGACGAGGAGGAUGAAGAGACUAAAAAAGAUGACGAGGAUGAUGAAGAGACUGAAAAAGAUGACGAUGACGACGAAAAAGGUGAGGAUGAAAAAACGGAUGACGACGCAGCUGGAAAACAGUUGCAGAUGAUGAUGAUGAUGAAGAAACUAAAAAGGAGGACGAGGAUGAUGAAGAGACUAAAAAAGAUGACGAUGAGGACGGAAAAGAUGAGAUUGACAAAAAUGGCUGAGGGCGCUGAUUUGGAAAAACCGGUUGUGGAUGAUAAAGAUGAUGAAGAUAAGCCUGGAGACGAUGACGAUGAUGACGAUGAUGAUAAACCUGGAGACGAUGAUAAAGAUGAUGAUUAUAAGCCUGGAAAAGACGAUGAUGAUGAUGAUGGUAAAUUUGACGAAAAAGAUUUGGAAAAACCGGUUGUGGAUGAUAAAGAUGAUGAAGAUAAGCCUGGUGACAAUGACGACGAUGAUGAUGAUAAAUCUGAUGAUGCGGAUGAAAAACCUGAUGAAGAUGACGAUGAUGAUGAAGAUGAAGAUGACAAAAAACCCGAUGACCGUAAACCAGAGGAUGACGACGACGACGACGAUGAUGGAAAAAAAGAUAAAGUUGGCCCGAAAGAAGAUGAAGAUGAUAUAACAGAUGAUGACGAUGAUGAAGAAGAUGAUAAAAAGGAAGACAAAGAGGAUGCUAAAAAGGACGAAGAUGAUGAAACUGAUGAAAUAGUUCAUCCCGAUAAAGAGAAACCUACUAAAGAAGAAGCUGGUGACGAUGACGGAGACGAAAGCGGUGGGGGUAAAACUGACGACGACGACGAUGUGACAGAAGCACCAGAUCACGACGGCGAAGAUGAAGAUGACGUCAUUACGACAACGGCUCCGAAAGUCGCAGACGACUCUUCAUCAUCAUCAUCCUCAUCAUCGUCAUCGUCAUCAUCUUCUGAUGACGAUGAUGAAGAAACUCAAAUAACGACUCAGGUCGCUACAUGUAGAACUAUGGAAGGAUACGAUGAGGAUUUAGUUGAAAUGAAAAAGCACGGACGUAACGUCGAGAGAGAGAUUUCUACAAAGUGGUUCAUUGAGGAUUGGGGUGAGUGCAUCAACAACGAGAUGUUCAGGCAGGUCCUAUGCGUGGUCACCCCCAGCGAGACAAGGACAACCAUCAGCACUUUUGAAAAAUUAUGUCCCCAACCCAAGCCUGCAACCUAUCAGAAAUGUGAUUCUUCAGCUCCGAGAGAAGAAAAGGUUGUAAGCGUGAGAGAGUUCCGCACAUCUCAUUGCGUCCAAGAUUCUUGCGCCUGGUACGAGUGGGUCUCAUCAGAUUGGUAUGGGUGUACGAACUCGUGCAACGAAAAAUUCGACUACAGAACAGUGCACUGCAGCCCGUCAAACAGCUUGAUGCACGUCGUCUCAGAGGACCACUGCAGAGGCAUCGAGAAGCCAGCCACUAAGAGGGAAUGCCAGAGAAGCGAGAUUGCCUGCGACUACGUGCCCGUCUGGUUCGCCACCGAAUGGGACAAGUGUUCGUCACAGUGUGGCAUCGGCACUCAAGUUCGUGAGGUCUUCUGCGGCAUCGUCUACCGCCACCACGGCGGCGCUGGUGUCGACAGUAUCCAAGUCUUCUACGAGGACCGAUGCGAUUCCAGCACCAAGUUACCGACGGUCCAGUACUGCAAGGUGGAAUGCAAGCCUAGAUGGGUCUACGGAAGCUUUGGAGCGGUGAGCAUGUUGAAACAUUUUCAAUAA
This is a messenger RNA of Helobdella robusta, 4125 nucleotides long. RefSeq lists its product as hypothetical. Gene Ontology annotation, biological process: extracellular matrix organization. NCBI's taxonomy places the organism in Eukaryota, Metazoa, Annelida, Clitellata, Rhynchobdellida, Glossiphoniidae. Gene Ontology annotation, molecular function: metalloendopeptidase activity. Gene Ontology annotation, cellular component: extracellular matrix. Bases 1 to 4125 code for a protein of 1374 amino acids. The transcript has 8 exons. The record is from RefSeq and is a predicted model, not a curated record.